CGGCUGCAGAAGCUCAGAGCAGCUCCCUCCUGCCGACAAGGAGGAGACCGGAGCCGCUCGGUUUUUCUUCUCUCUGGAUUUACAUUCAUCUUUUCCAACAUGAGGCUUUUCUGCGCCGUGGUCGUGGUUGCGGCUCUGCUGACAGAGAAUCUAGCGCUUCCAGUGGUUAAAGAAGGACAGAGAGAAGACGUGGUUACAAGAUGUCUGGUUGAAGUCUUGUCCAAAGCUCUCUCCAAACCGAACUCUCAGCUGGAUCAGGAAUGCAAAGACAUUAUCCAAGCAGGAGUUAAACAUACCCCAUUAGACAAGAAGAGCAGUGAGGGGACAAUAAACCAUGAAGAAGUACUCAAAGGUCACGCUGUGGAGCCCGAAGCGAAGGCAGCAGAUGUAAAAGACAUCGAGGCGCUCUUGAAAUCCGUGGAGGAAAAAAGAGAAACCCCGGAAGAUGAGCGCAAUCAGGAGUCCUGGAGUUUUGGUGACGACAAGGAGAAGAGACACAACAACGAAGUGGAGGAAGAACGAGAGAAGAGGGGCAGCUGGAGGCAAGGAAGAUACCACCAAAGAAAAAUCAAACGAGGAGAUGAGGAGGAGGAUAACGAGCGCAGUCAGGAGAGCUGGGGGUUAGAAGAGAAGAGAUCUGACGACGACGAGGAAGAAGACGACGAAGAGGAGAGAGAGAAGAGGGCAUGGAGGCAUGGAAGAUACCACCAAAGAAAAUACAAACGUAAUGAGGAGGAGGAGCCUGAGGAGGAACGCAGCCAGGAGUCCUGGGAUGUGGACAAGCGGGCAUGGAAGCCAACCCAUCGCUAUCACCACAAGAAAAAGCUGCACAAACGCAGCGAUGAGCCAUCGGAGGCCAACGAAUAUGAAGAACGAAGCCAGGAGUCUUGGGGUCUCGACGAUGAGCGGUACAAGAGGGACUGGAGACCCGGAAGACACCACCAGAGGAGACACAAACGUGACGAAGAGCUUUCAGAAGAAAUUCGAGAAGAACCAGAAGAGGAACGAAGCCAGGAGUCGUGGGAUUUUGAUACUGGAAGAGAAAAGAGAGACUGGAGGGCUGGAAGGUUCCACCAGAGGAGGCACAAACGUGAUGAAGAGCUCGCUGAGGAAGAAAGAGAAGAACCAGACGAGGAACGAAGCCAAGAGUCAUGGGAUUUUGAUGGUGGAAGGGAGAAGAGAGAAUGGAGGGCAGGAAGGCACCACCAGAGGAGGCAUAAACGUGACGAAGAGCUUUCUGAAGAAGCCAGAGACGAGCCUGAUGAAGAGCGCAGCCAGGAAUACUGGGAUUUUGAUACGGGAAGAGACAAGAGGGACUGGAGACCUGGCAGGCACCACCAGAGGAGGCAUAAACGUGACGAAGAUCUUUCUGAAGAAGCCAGAGAUGAGCCUGAUGAAGAGCGCAGCCAGGAAUACUGGGAUUUUGAUACCGGAAUUUACAAGAGGGACUGGAGACCCGGCAGAUAUCACCAGAGGAAACACAAACGUGACGAAGAGCUUUCAGAAGAAGUCCGAGAAGAACCAGAGGAGGAACGCAGCCAGGAGUCGUGGAGCCUUGAUAAAAGACACGGCAAGGAAGAGGGAGAAAUCGAAAAGCGUAUCUGGAAGCCAACACACCGAUAUCACCAUAAAAAGAAGCUUCACAAGCGUGGCGGAGGAUCAUCAGAAGAAGAGGAAGAACAGAGGGGUGAUUCAGAGGAAAACGUGGAGGAGGGAAAGGACAGAGAUGAAGCUCUGAGGUAUCUGGCUGAGAAACGUAAUCCAUGGAUUUUCAGAGGCUAUUAUCAUCCUGCCUGGUAUAAAAGGGAUUCAGAUGAACAUGCUGCCACCUCAAACAAGAUGGACGAACUGGCCAAGUUGCUGAGCUACAAGAUAAACCAGCUGGCGAACCACUCGAAUCAAGAGGAGGCGAAAAGGAGCACGAACCAGAAAACACUUACUCCACAGGAGGAGAAAGAGCUGGAAAACCUGGCAGCUAUGGACAUGGAGUUGCAGAAAAUCGCAGCCAAGUUGCAUGAAAACGCCGCGUAAUCCAGCAGCAUUUAAGACUAUCAGCUACCAGUGAAUUAAAGUUGCUGUUUAACUGUAUGUCUGCUGAUGUAGUGUGCUUACAGUGUUAAAAGUGACAAAAAAAAUAUACAAAAAAAACCAUGGAGCCUUGCCAAACCAUUUUAUCGACCUGUUUUUGUGAUAUUUCGAUGUUCUGAACUUAAUCCGCAUGGGAAUGGCCUGGAUGUUUCUAUAUAUAGUCAGAGAAAUGUGAAAAUAUUAAUACAUACCUGAGAAAUUAUUCAAAUGUGUUCUCAAGACUUUGUUUUGUUUGCACUCAAUAAAAAGGACAUAUUCUGGGACCAAA
Molecule: messenger RNA, 2356 nt
Organism: Acanthochromis polyacanthus (spiny chromis)
Lineage: Eukaryota; Metazoa; Chordata; Actinopteri; Pomacentridae
Gene: chgb
Product: chromogranin B
Exons: 7
Coding region: 100-2031 (643 amino acids)
Cellular component (GO): secretory granule
Source: RefSeq, a predicted model, not a curated record